AUGACAUGGUCUCAUACUCGUAUAAAAAUACCAAGAAAUCGUGAAGCCGGAGAUAUACUUCUCUGGAAUGACUACUUUUCUGACAACCCCACCUACCCAGCUAACAUAUUUCGUAGGAGAUUCAGAAUGCGGCGAGAAUUGUUCAACCGAAUAUUGGCAGAUGUGGUGUCUAGAAAUCCUUAUUUUGCUCAAAAAAGAGAUGCUUGUGGCAUUCUUGGAUUAUCCCCUCAUCAGAAAGUAACUGCAGCAAUCCGAAUGUUAGCUUAUGGAUGUGCAGCAGAUGCAAUAGAUGAGUAUUUACGCAUUGGAGAAACCACCGUUUUAGAAGCAACCCGUCGGUUUUGCAAGACGAUUGUGGUAUUAUAUGGGAAAGAAUAUUUACGCUCACCAACUGCGGAUGUCCGUCAGCAGAAUCAGGAGUAUACACCGCAUAAAGGGAGUGAAAGUAUUGUGCUAGAGGCAGUGGUGUCACAUGAUCUCUGGUUUUGGCAUGCGUUUUUUGGUAUGCCCGGCUCCUGCAAUGAUAUUAAUGUAAUGAAUCGUUCUUAUAUUUUUCGAAAACUUAUCAACGGGAAAACACCACCGGUGAACUUUGAAGUAAACGGGCAUGCAUAUGAUAUGGGAUAUUAUCUCGGUGAUGGCAUUUAUCCACAGAUUGCUACUAUUGUGAUGGCCAUUAAACAACCAGAUACACCGAAAAAAUAUAAAUUUUCAUCGAUGCAAGAGGGAGCACGGAAAGAUGUAGAGCGUGGAUUUGGUGUACUGCAACAACAAUUUGCCAUUUCAAACAACCUGCACGAAUGUGGAACCCGGAUGUGCUUGCCUAUAUAA
This is a messenger RNA of Papaver somniferum (opium poppy), 831 nucleotides long. RefSeq lists its product as uncharacterized. The record is from RefSeq and is a predicted model, not a curated record. The transcript has 2 exons. Bases 1 to 831 code for a protein of 276 amino acids. NCBI's taxonomy places the organism in Eukaryota, Viridiplantae, Streptophyta, Magnoliopsida, Ranunculales, Papaveraceae.